AUCAUUCUAUUCUAUUAUUCUCACUAUUUUUAAUAUUAAACUAUUACAGUAACAUACUAGAAUUGGACAUGGCUUUGAGUAAAAUAUACCUUGUUCUGGCAAUCGCCAUUUGCUCUGUUGCUGCCAGAGACUUGUACUUAUCCAAACGAGAUGAAGUGGUAGGCGCAGGAUUAUUGGCUACUAGAAUUGCUUCAGGUGGAUUAGUCAAGAGGGACGCAAUUCUUGAUCAAGUAACACAAGGUAGUAGUGGAUUACCCGGUGGAUUAGUCAAGAGGGAUGAAAUCAUUGAUCAAGUAACACAUGCUGCUGGUGGAUUAAUGAAAAGAUGUAAAAUACCUAAAGGAAGGAGUUGCGGCCAGCGCAGACACGGUAGCUCUUGUUCAGAUGAAAGUGGUUCAGACGAAGACAGCUGCAGCUCAGAGGGUUAUGGAAGAAAACAUCGUGGAGAUUACCACGGUGGAGCGGGCGGCGGGUACAGUUCAUCGAAUUCCUACAACGCUGAAACCGGAUACUCUUCAGGUGGCAAUGGCGUUAGUGGUAGUAGCGGCGGUUCAGCGGGUUACGAUGCAGAAAUUGAUAUUUCCGCGAGUGCUCGUCGUACUAGUGGAAGCAGUGGAAGCAUUGGGAGCAGUGGAAGCAGUGGAAGUCGUGGUUCCUCAGGCUAUUCCGGAUCAGGAUCUUCGAAAUAUUCUCAAUCCACCAACUAUGAGCAAGGAAGCCAAAUGGGAAAGAGCGGAGGUUGCGAUUGUUCAUGUUAAUAUUGACCACCAUCAUCAAUAAAUUAUAAGGAUUAAAAUUUGUUAUAUUCGUUUGAUGAAAAAUUGUUAGUAAAUCUGAAAAAAAAUGUAAUUUACAUAAAUAUAUAAAAAUAUAAAUAAAUAAAUACAUUCAUUUUGCUGAUUUAA
Messenger RNA from Adelges cooleyi (spruce gall adelgid), 905 nucleotides. RefSeq names its product keratin, type I cytoskeletal 9-like. NCBI's taxonomy places the organism in Eukaryota, Metazoa, Arthropoda, Insecta, Hemiptera, Adelgidae. The transcript is spliced from 9 exons. The coding region runs from base 69 to 758 and encodes 229 amino acids. The record is from RefSeq and is a predicted model, not a curated record.